AUGAAGUUCUCAAUCGUCGCCGUUGUGCUUCCCCUCAUCGCGGGCACGAGCGCUGCCCCGUCAGUUGUUGAGCGCCAAUCCCCUGCAUGCGUGGCCUACAGCGGCAAAUUCCCCCACGAGCUUGUCUGGGGGCAGUGGUUCCUUUGCUGCAACUACAAUGGUCCCGAUACCGCAACCUACCAGAACUGCUGCGACAGACAGGGUGCGGGAACUGGAAGCGGUUUCCCUGGGUGUGCUUAG
This is a messenger RNA of Colletotrichum abscissum, 240 nucleotides long. RefSeq lists its product as uncharacterized. The record is from RefSeq and is a predicted model, not a curated record. Lineage: Eukaryota; Fungi; Ascomycota; Sordariomycetes; Glomerellales; Glomerellaceae. The transcript is spliced from 2 exons. The coding region runs from base 1 to 240 and encodes 79 amino acids.